Molecule: messenger RNA, 2859 nt
Organism: Sabethes cyaneus
Lineage: Eukaryota; Metazoa; Arthropoda; Insecta; Diptera; Culicidae
Gene: l(2)37Cb
Product: pre-mRNA-splicing factor ATP-dependent RNA helicase DHX16
Exons: 3
Coding region: 115-2793 (892 amino acids)
Cellular component (GO): intracellular anatomical structure; catalytic step 2 spliceosome
Molecular function (GO): ATP binding; RNA binding
Source: RefSeq, a predicted model, not a curated record
UUGGUGUAUUUACUUCAGAAAACGAGAAAGCUGAACAAAACUUGUUUCGCCUGGUGAAUUAUUCUGUUUUUGUGCGAAAUCCUUAACAAAUUACCCAAUUUGAACCGAUCAAAUAUGAGUCGCAGAAGACAAGCCAGCACGUCCUCUUCGGAAGAUAGCAGCAUAGAUAGCGAGGAGGAAGCCCGUCGGAGAGACAUCCAGGAACGGGAUGAGUUUUCGCAAAGACUUAAGAAGAAAGAUGAGGACCGAACGAGGAAGGUGGUGGAGUCGACUAGCCGGAAAGCAUACGAAGAGGCAGCCAAACGGUUGAAGCUGGAGGCCGACGACCGAGACAAGCUAAUGCCCAAACUUCGAAUCCAGUCUCGUCGACAGUAUUUGGAAAAACGUAAAGAUGACAAAGUUGCUGAGCUCGAGGCCGAUAUCCUUGACGAUGAAUACCUGUUUGAAGAUACGGAAAUCACCGAACGGGAACGUCAGGAUAGAGAGUACAAGAAGAAUUUGCUGCAGAUUGCUAAGGAGCAUGAGAAGGCACGGGAACUGGAGCGCAUUCAACGAUAUCAUAUGCCGAAAGAUAUCAAGAAGGGCGAAAAAGAGGAGUAUGUCGAAGUGGAUGAACGCGAAAAGAUGCCCAACUCGGAACAAAAGAAAUGGGAAGCGGAACAAUUGGCAUCAGCGGUCUACAAGUUUGGAUCUAAAGACGCUAAAGCUAAACAGCAGGAAGAAUAUGAACUGUUGUUGGACGACCAGAUUGAUUUUGUUCAAGCAUUACGGCUAGACGGAACGAAGUCGAGGGAUGACAAACCCCGAGUCACCGAAGCGGAACGAAAGAAGAUGGAUAUUGAAGAAACCAAGAAGUCGCUUCCGGUGUUUCCGUUCAAAGAAGAUCUAAUUGCUGCCGUCAAGGAACAUCAGAUUUUGAUUAUUGAAGGUGAAACCGGGUCAGGAAAAACGACCCAAAUUCCACAAUACCUCUAUGAGGCCGGAUUUACCAACGAUGGUAAAAAAAUUGGCUGUACCCAACCGCGUCGUGUAGCAGCCAUGUCCGUCGCGGCACGUGUCGCACAGGAAAUGAGCGUUAAGUUGGGCAACGAAGUUGGCUACAGUAUUCGAUUCGAAGACUGCACCUCGGAAAGAACAGUCAUCAAGUACAUGACAGACGGUACGCUUCACCGGGAGUUUCUUUCCGAGCCAGAUCUUGGAUCGUACAGUGUCAUGAUUAUCGAUGAAGCUCACGAAAGGACAUUGCAUACGGAUAUUCUUUUUGGCUUGGUAAAAGACAUUGUAAGAUUUCGGGUUGAUUUGAAGCUGUUGAUAUCUAGUGCAACGCUAGAUGCGGAGAAGUUUUCGGAAUUUUUCGAUGAUGCGCCUAUUUUUAGAAUCCCCGGAAGGCGUUUUCCUGUCGAUAUUUACUACACUAAAGCUCCCGAGGCUGAUUAUAUCGAUGCGUGUGUUGUAUCCGUCUUACAAAUCCAUGCUACUCAACCGCUAGGAGAUAUUCUGGUUUUCCUAACUGGUCAGGAAGAAAUAGAAGCUUGUCAGGAAAUGCUGCAGGAUCGCGUUAAACGGCUGGGCUCCAAACUAAAGGAGCUGUUGAUUCUACCCAUCUACGCUAACCUUCCGUCGGAUAUGCAAGCGAAAAUAUUCGAACCUACACCUCCAAACGCACGCAAAGUGGUGUUGGCUACAAAUAUCGCCGAAACAUCGCUUACCAUCGAUAACAUCAUUUACGUAAUUGAUCCUGGCUUUGCAAAGCAAAAUAAUUUCAAUUCUCGCACAGGAAUGGAAACCCUUAUGGUGGUUCCGAUUUCCAAGGCGUCCGCUAACCAACGAGCUGGAAGGGCAGGUCGAGUGGCACCGGGCAAAUGUUUCCGAUUGUACACUGCUUGGGCUUACAAACAUGAACUGGAAGAUAAUACUGUUCCGGAAAUUCAACGGAUAAAUCUGGGCAAUGCUGUGCUGAUGCUAAAGGCAUUGGGUAUUAAUGAUUUGCUGCAUUUUGAUUUUCUGGAUCCUCCGCCCCAUGAGACUUUAGUUCUAGCAUUGGAACAACUGUACGCUUUGGGAGCUCUCAAUCAUCAUGGAGAGCUUACAAAGUUAGGUCGUCGAAUGGCUGAAUUUCCUGUCGAUCCUAUGAUGGCCAAAAUGUUGCUUGCAAGUGAAAAAUACAAAUGCUCUGAAGAGGUUGUUUCAAUUGCUGCUAUGCUUUCCGUAAACGGGGCUAUCUUCUACCGACCGAAGGAUAAAAUCAUACACGCUGAUACAGCCAGGAAAAACUUUAAUCAUGUGCACGGUGACCACCUUAGUCUACUCCAGGUGUACAAUCAGUGGGCUGAGACGGACUACAGCACCCAGUGGUGUUACGAGAAUUACAUACAGUUUCGUUCGAUGAAACGGGCACGUGAUGUCCGCGAACAGUUAGUAGGGCUGAUGCAGCGAGUUGAAAUUGAAAUGGUUUCAGGUUUGCCGGAGACGAUCAACAUACGAAAAGCGAUCACCGCCGGCUACUUUUAUCACAUUUCGCGCCUUUCGAAGGGUGGCAAUUAUAAAACUGUAAAACAUAACCAAACGGUAAUGAUACAUCCAAAUUCCGCACUAUUUGAGGAUUUGCCACGGUGGGUCUUGUAUCAUGAGUUAGUUUUUACCACCAAAGAAUACAUGCGAUCGGUCAUCGAAAUCGAAAGUAAGUGGCUGCUGGAAGUGGCUCCCCAUUAUUACAAACCGAAGGAGCUGGAAGAUUCGACUAAUAAGAAAAUGCCCAAAACCGUUGGACGGGCAACGCUAACCGAAGCGUAGUUACUUCUAUCCGGUAUGAAGCCAAGCUGUGAAUAUUUGUAUUUUCAUUUUAUAUAAUAAGCCCUA